This is a messenger RNA of Monosiga brevicollis MX1, 997 nucleotides long. RefSeq lists its product as uncharacterized. Gene Ontology annotation, biological process: mRNA cis splicing, via spliceosome. The record is from RefSeq and is a predicted model, not a curated record. NCBI's taxonomy places the organism in Eukaryota, Choanoflagellata, Craspedida, Salpingoecidae. The coding region runs from base 209 to 913 and encodes 234 amino acids. The transcript has 7 exons. Gene Ontology annotation, molecular function: RNA binding. Gene Ontology annotation, cellular component: catalytic step 2 spliceosome.
GCCACCUGUGUGACCUCAAGCAACUCGAUCGACCCGCCAGCCGCCGGUUUGGUGGCCAAACAAAUACGACGCAACAUCCUCUCCUCAACGCCCGCAACUGGUAGACUGUGCGGAUAAAAGUGUUCUUGCUAAAGUGCCGCGCGUCAGACACGCUCGUGUCUGUCAAUAAGCCCCUGCUGUUGCGGCGUGCUCCUUUCCGACCAACGACAUGACGACCGCACAUCGCCCAACAUGGACCCCGGCCCAGGGUGGCACGGGCAAAUACGACAGCUCUUUGGGAGCCAUGUCCAAGCAGUACUCAGUCCGUGACGUGGUCGCCCACACCAAGCUCAAAGUUCGUGAGGAAGGCCAAGGCACGCGGUUUGAAAACUCGCUCAAAGACUUUCGCUCAGAGUUGGAAGAUCGCGAACGCGAACACCACGAGAAGCAGCUCAAGGAACAACAGAAAAUUGAAGGUCUCGCAGCCAUUACAGAAGGGCGUACCGGACUUCCUGCUGAGAAGAGACCCCGCAUCACCCACAUUGAAGCCAAUGCCCUAGAUGCAGAUGACGAUGACGAUGACGCUGACGACGCCGACAGCGACAGCGAUGAGAGCGACAGUGAUGACGACGAUGAUACAGAGCUGCUCCUUGCCGAGCUCGAAAAGAUCAAAAGGGAGCGUGCCGAUGAACAGGCGCGAAAGGACACGGAGCGCAUCGCGGCUGACGAAGAGCAGCGCCGUGAAUCCGCCUUGCAAGGCAACCCUCUUUUGCGAGGCCAAGCCUCAGACUUUACCGUCAAGCGUCGAUGGGAUGACGACGUCGUGUUCAAGAAUUGCGCCAAGGUUGAAGAGCGUGGCAAGAAGGAAACGUUCGUAAACGACACCUUGCGCAGCGAGUAUCAUCGCAAGUUUAUGGACAAAUUUAUCAAGUAACCGCUAGCUACCACCCAGCUGACGGACGCUUCGGACCGUAGUUCGAGACCCCGUAUGAAUGUAUCAAAUCAAUCGUCUAUUUUU